Molecule: messenger RNA, 2823 nt
Organism: Triticum dicoccoides
Lineage: Eukaryota; Viridiplantae; Streptophyta; Magnoliopsida; Poales; Poaceae
Product: subtilisin-like protease SBT1.4
Exons: 2
Coding region: 156-2513 (785 amino acids)
Biological process (GO): proteolysis
Molecular function (GO): serine-type endopeptidase activity
Source: RefSeq, a predicted model, not a curated record
UCAUUCAUAUCCCGGGAAUGAUUUGGAUCGGCAACCACUCCCUCCGCGUGCUGCCGCGGUGGCCGGAGCAGCCGCGGUGCCUACUUAUUCGUGCUCCCCGUCCCUGCUACUACCACACCUCAACCCACUGACCGCGUACAUCUCUUGCAGCGACAAUGGAGCUCACUCUCAGACCCCUCGCUGCCAUGUGCAUCCUGCUCGCCACCGUCGUCGCCGCGCCGGCGGCGGCCACGGAGGUGGAGGUGGAGAUCGAGAAGACGCUUGCCCAGUCCUCCUACAUCGUGCACGUCGCGGCGGCGCACGCGCCACGGCUGCCGCGCCGCGGCCUGCUGACCACCCGGGCGUACGGCUCCUUCUUGCGCGACCACAUCCCCGUCGAGAUGUCCAGCCCGGCGCCGAGGGUGCUCUACUCCUACUCGCACGCCGCCACGGGCUUUGCUGCGCGCCUCACGGUGCGCCAGGCCGCGCGCCUCGCUUCCUCGGGCUCCGUGCUUGCCGUGGUGCCCGACGUGAUGCAGGAGCUGCACACCACCCUCACGCCGUCCUUCCUCGGCCUCUCGCCAUCCUCCGGGCUGCUCCCGGCGUCUAACGGUGCCACCGACGUCGUCAUCGGGGUCAUCGACACCGGCGUGUACCCGGAAGGCCGCGCAUCCUUUGCCGCCGACCCGUCGCUCCCGCCGCCGCCCAGCAAGUUCCGUGGCGGGUGCGUCUCCGGACCGUCGUUCAACGGCUCCGCGCUCUGUAACAACAAACUCGUCGGCGCCAAGUUCUUCCAUAGCGGGCUGGAGGCUGCACGCGGCCGUGCGCUCGCCGAUGACUUGGAGUCGCCGCUCGACACCAACGGCCAUGGCACCCACACCGCCUCCACCGCCGCCGGCUCUGCUGUUGCAGACGCCGCCUUCUUCAACUACGCCAGAGGAAAAGCCGUCGGCAUGGCCCCGGGCGCGCGCAUUGCCGUCUACAAGGCAUGCUGGGAGGAAGGGUGCGCGAGCUCUGACAUCCUCGCCGCAUUUGAUGAGGCCAUCGCGGACGGUGUCGACGUUAUCUCUGUCUCCCUCGGCGCCGUAGGCAAUGCCCCGGAAUUUUAUGACGACACGACCGCCGUGGGCGCGUUCCGUGCGGUCAGCAAGGGCAUCGUCGUCUCCGCCUCCGCGGGAAACUCUGGUCCCGGAGAUUCCACCGCAUGCAACAUAGCGCCAUGGUUCUUGACCGUCGGCGCGUCCACACUCAACCGCCAAUUCCCAGCCGACGUCAUCCUCGGCAACGGCGAGACCUUCACGGGCACUUCUCUCUACGCCGGCGAGCCGCUCGCCGCUAACAAGAUACCAUUAGUCUACGGGGGAGACGUGGGCUCGAAAGUGUGCGAAGAAGGGAAGCUCAACGCCACCAUGGUAGCCGGGAAGAUCGUCUUGUGCGACCCCGGCGUGAACGCCCGGGCAGCGAAACCAUAUGCCGUCAAGCUCGCCGGUGGCGCCGGAGCAAUCCUCGCUAGCACCGAAGUAUACGGCGAGCAAGCCAUCAGCAGCCCCCAUGUCCACCCCGCCACGGCCAUCCCAUUUGCUGCCGCCGAAAAGAUCAGGAAGUACAUAACCAUGCAAAAUUCCCCAACCGCUACAAUCGUGUUCCGCGGCACCGUCGUCGGCCCGACGCCUCCAUCCCCUAGAAUGGCGGCCUUCUCGAGCCGCGGCCCGAACUUCCGUGCGCCGGAGAUCUUCAAGCCGGACGUGACCGCACCGGGCGUGGACAUCCUCGCUGCUUGGACAGGCGCCAACUCACCCACGGAGCUGGACGGUGACACGAGGCGGGUGCAGUACAAUAUCAUAUCGGGCACAUCCAUGUCAUGCCCGCACGUGAGCGGCAUUGCCGCACUGCUCCGACAGAACAGGCCAGAGUGGAGCCCCGCCACGAUCAAAUCCGCCCUGAUGACCACCGCGUACAACGCGGACAACGCCGGCGGCGUCAUCGGUGACAUGUCGACCGGCGACGCGUCCACGCCGUUCGCGCGCGGGGCCGGACACAUCGACCCCAACCGCGCCGUCGACCCGGGGCUCGUGUACGACGCCGGCGCGGAGGACUACAUCACCUUCCUGUGCGCGCUGGGCUACACGGCCGAGCAGGUCGCCGUGUUCGACUCCUCCACCAACUGCUCGACCCGCGCGGGCUCCUCCGCCGGCGACCACAACUAUCCGGCCUUCUCGGUGGUGUUCACUUCGAACAAACUGGCGGUCGUCAGGCAGCGCCGCGUCGUGCGCAACGUCGGCGGUGAUGCCAGGGCUACGUACAGGGCCAAGGUCACUGCCCCGGACGGCGUGCGCGUCACGGUGAUCCCCCGGACACUGCGGUUCAGCGCGACACAGAAGACAAGAGAGUACGUGGUCACCUUUGCACAGCGAAUCUUCGGGAGCGUCACGAAAAAUCAUACAUUUGGGUCGAUCGAGUGGAGCGACCGCAAGCACUCGGUGAUGAGCCCCAUCGCCAUCACCUGGCCAGAGAGCCAGGUUGCGGACAUGUGAAUGUGAUCAGUGUCGGGCAGAUAGUUUUCUCCAUCAGAUUCAGGUCAUGCUUCUUUGUUUCCCGCACAUAUCUAUCUUUGGAUGCUUAUUGGUGACGAGGAGCUAGCUCGGCGUAAGCUAUGGAGCUCGUCCAUGAUCAGCCCUUCAACAUGCUUGCACUGUCUUCUACGGGGAAAUGAUAGUGUUGAUGUAAUAGUAGUAUUUUGCUUAUUAUUUCUGUGUGAGAGGGUCUAAAUUGUAGAUAGUAUCAAAUGAGUUUGUUUCAAUUCUUUAUUUCUUGUUGUGUUUCCGCAUCAUUGUUUUUGCGAAG